This is a messenger RNA of Lepisosteus oculatus (spotted gar), 3105 nucleotides long. RefSeq names its product pyruvate kinase M1/2a (gene pkma). Gene Ontology annotation, molecular function: magnesium ion binding; pyruvate kinase activity; potassium ion binding. Gene Ontology annotation, biological process: glycolytic process. The record is from RefSeq and is a predicted model, not a curated record. NCBI's taxonomy places the organism in Eukaryota, Metazoa, Chordata, Actinopteri, Semionotiformes, Lepisosteidae. Gene Ontology annotation, cellular component: cytoplasm.
UGAUCAUGGAAAAUGACGCCACAAAGUAGUUCCGACGCCUGAAAGGGAUCACCUUGAGCCUGUUGGCGUGUCUGCGUCAGUCCCCGGUAGCUUUCAUCGGUGCGAGGACAAACCCAGCCGUGACCACUUCCACCAUGCCAUCAACAAAGGCGCAGGCCCAGGAGAUGGGCACAGCAUUCAUCCAGACCCAGCAGCUCAACGCUUCAAUGGCCGACACCUUCCUGGAGCACCUCUGUCUGCUGGACAUUGACUCGGAGCCAACCACUGCCCGCAACACUGGCAUCAUCUGCACCAUCGGACCAGCCUCCCGCUCUGUUGAGACCUUGAAGGAAAUGAUUAAGUCUGGAAUGAAUGUUGCACGACUUAACUUCUCGCAUGGCACUCAUGAGUACCAUGAAGGAACCAUCAAGAAUGUGCGUGAAGCCACAGAGAGCUUUGCCGCUAACCCCAUCCUCUACAGACCCAUCGCUGUGGCUCUGGACACAAAGGGACCUGAGAUCAGAACUGGCCUAAUCAAGGGAAGUGGCACUGCUGAGGUGGAGCUAAAGAAGGGAGCAGAACUGAAAGUGACACUUGAUGAUGCCUUCAAGGAGAAUUGUGAUGAAAACACUCUUUGGGUUGACUACAAGAACCUCACCAAGGUGGUAGAAGUGGGCAGCAAGAUCUAUGUGGAUGACGGGCUCAUCUCCCUCCUUGUGAAAGAGAAGGGCUCUAACUUCUGUGUGUGCGAGGUUGAAAAUGGAGGUUCUCUGGGCAGCAAGAAGGGUGUUAAUCUCCCUGGGGCUGCAGUGGACCUGCCCGCUGUCUCUGAGAAGGAUGUCCAGGACCUGCAGUUUGGUGUGGAACAAGAUGUGGACAUGGUCUUUGCCUCAUUUAUCCGCAAGGCUGCUGAUGUUCAUGCCGUGAGAAAGGUGCUGGGGGAGAAGGGCAAGAACAUCAAGAUCAUCAGCAAGAUUGAGAACCAUGAAGGUGUGCGCAGGUUUGAUGAGAUUCUGGAAGCCAGCGAUGGUAUCAUGGUUGCUCGUGGAGAUCUUGGUAUUGAGAUUCCUGCUGAAAAAGUCUUUCUUGCACAGAAGAUGAUGAUUGGUCGCUGCAAUAAAGCUGGGAAGCCAGUUAUCUGUGCCACUCAGAUGCUGGAGAGCAUGAUUAAGAAGCCAAGGCCCACCCGUGCUGAGGGCAGCGAUGUGGCCAACGCUGUGCUGGAUGGAGCCGACUGCAUCAUGCUGAGUGGGGAGACAGCCAAGGGAGACUACCCCCUGGAGGCUGUCCGCAUGCAGCACAUGAUUGCUCGGGAAGCAGAGGCAGCUGUGUUCCACAGGCAGCAAUUUGAAGAGCUGCGUCGUCUGUCUCCCCUGACUCGCGAUCCCACUGAAGCAGCUGCCAUCGGUGCUGUUGAGUCUUCCUUCAAGUGCUGCGCCAGCGCUCUGAUUGUUCUUACCAAGUCUGGCAGAUCGGCCCACCUGAUCUCCCGAUACCGCCCCCGCGCCCCGAUCAUUGCAGUGACUCGUAGCGGGCAGACAGCACGCCAGGCCCACCUGUACCGCGGCAUCUUCCCCGUGCUCUACACUCAGCCUGCAAAUGAUGUGUGGGCAGAGGAUGUCGAUCUGCGUGUUAACUUUGCCAUGGAGAUCGGGAAGACCCGUGGGUUCUUCAAGACGGGUGAUGUGGUCAUUGUGCUGACUGGCUGGCGCCCGGGCUCUGGUUACACUAACACCAUGCGUGUGGUCCCUGUACCCUAAACCGAGGGACUCCCCUUCACUGUCCUUCCCCUCCCUUAUCCUAUGGCAGCUUGCGAGGUCCCUCUCCUUUCAUUUUCUGCUGUCUCCCCCCUCAAACACUCCUUACAGUAAAGAACAAGACAAGAACACCUGGCCCUUCUGAGGCCCACUUAGUAUGUUUAUUUUAACCAAAACUGCUCCAGUCUGUGAAUUUUUUUUCUUCUCCCACACUCCAGCCUUUCUAGUUACCAGAGCACUUACCAUCUAUCUCUAGUAUUUAUUAAAGGAAUCCUUGCACAGAACUCAUCAGUGGAAUUUAAUCUGGAUGUCUUUGUCAGCCUGCUCUGUUUGGUAAGAUUAUAGAGAACAAAAUAACGAAGCAGAAGGCCUCUGAUUAAAAUAAGAACGUUCUUGUGGCAUGCUGGGUGACUUAAAUGUGUACAGCUAGGCAUGCCACCUAAUGAACAAAUCUUUUUUUUCCAUUGCUCUUUUUAUUGAUAUCAACCAUCUUUUUAAUGAGGCUUACCUCUUUCCUGAUGGAUUACAUUAACGUUCCCUUUUGUUCUAGUUUUAAAAUUGAGUUGCCUGGACCUCCCUGCUACUCUAGGUUCCUGUUUUGUGUGUCUGUUGUCUUCUGUCCUGUAUUUAAAUGCUGCACUCCACUUUAGGUUUUGUGUAAUGUUUGAAAUCAUUGAGUCCUGAACAGAUGGUGGGCCAAUAAUCCAUAUUUUUUACAUGGAUGAUCAGUUGCAGUUCUGCAAUAUUGAAAGUGGUAGAAACCAAGGUUCAGACUUCUGUAGUGGCACAGCGUAGUACUUAAGCGCACUCGUUAGGGUUUGGUUGGUGGGUGAAUGGCCAGUUUAUUCGAUAAGGGGACAGUGUUGACCAGCUGCACAGUGGGCCUUGAAGGUGUAAGGGACGACAAGCCUCUGGUAAUGUCUGAGAUAGUGCUGGGGAAGCAGAGGAUAAUAUUCCAUCAGAACUUUUUCACUGAUGCUAAAUAGAUCUGAUUGAAAUGAGGUAGCUCUGAAUAAAGAACAGCCUGCUUGAAGCAAACCACUCCAAGUGCAUCACAGAGUUCAGCUCUUAUGGGUAACCAGUUCUGUGCCCGAGUCUCACUGGCUCAAGACAAGCUUCAGCAUGUUAAGGCCUUUGUAGAGGGGGUGUUUACUCCCCACGCCCACCAUCUGCUCCCCUGUCACACAUUGCAGGUGGAGCCCAUGCCCAUACUCUGCUAGAACCUAUGCUGGUGUCCUGUUUGUGUGUUCUUGUUGUCCCCACUUGCUUUCUGGUUGAGUUAAAAUUAUAAGGAGAAAAGGCAGAAAAUGUGGUGUAUCAAGUUGUCCUGUAUGACUGGAUUUCCAUCAAUAAAAUGAUGAGCACCCGA